Molecule: messenger RNA, 611 nt
Organism: Penicillium brasilianum
Lineage: Eukaryota; Fungi; Ascomycota; Eurotiomycetes; Eurotiales; Aspergillaceae
Source: the annotation of a GenBank genome assembly
GCAAUCUCUAACCCCUUAGCUAUUACCACCUAGCUUCAAGGCAGAAUCACAAAAUAACACGGUGGGUGAACAUGUAGAAGGAGAAUAUACUCAAGAGCAUAGGAACAAGAAGUGGGAGAUGGCCUUCCAAGGUUCGGAUGAGGCAGAUCGUCCCUGGUCUCUUCCUGGGAAAUGUCGAGGCAUCAUACAAACGGGAAAUGCUUCAAGAGAACCAUAUCAACGCAAUUGUCUCUCUCACUGAUGCUCGAUGGGUAUGUUGGAAUUCCAUCACGAGAGAGGCAGGCGUUCCAGAACAUCGUCACAAAUGGGUUCAGUGUGCAGAUUCGUCGACCCAAGACCUCCUUGCCGAUAUGAGUGAUACUGCGACUUCAUCGACCAAAUGGCAUCCCCAGCUCUUUCCUCAUUGCACUCCUUACCCAUCGAGCACAAUCAUGAAACGAACGACGAGCAGCGCGGUGCAACUUCGGGGGCGGUAUCAAUUCACUGUGAUCUUGGAAUAUCACGCUCGCCGACUAUUAUCAUUGCCUAUCUUAUGCGCAAGUUCAACAUGCAGCAAGCAGACGUAACGAAUUCUGUUCAAUCAAAGCAGAAAAUCAAACCGAGCAUGAAUC